AGCGGCCCAUGUUCAUAUAUGAUAGAUUUGAUUCUGCUGCUCUCUGCUGGUUUAAAGAGGUACUGCAGAGGGCAACUUGCUAAAAUGCAGCAGCAUGCAUGUGCUGUACUGGUGUGUAUAUAAUUUCAAACUCAAAAAUCCAAUGAUCGGAAGAAAAAAUGCAGCAUUUGGAUACAGAAGUGAAAGGAUUUAAAAACAAGUUACAGCAUUUUCCAUCUCUUUACAUUGGCUACCUUUCAAUCCCCAGUCCUAAUCUCACCUAUUUAAAUGUACUAACACCAUACAUAGACAUUUUCACUCAAGUACAGAGGUUUAGGCUGUGUGUGUUAUGAUCCUAACUGUGGACUAUAGAUGUGUGUAUUGGCCAUGUUUGCAUCGUCACUACUCUCUGCCUACAGCAGUCAGCAUGGACACGGACGUUGUUCUCAAACAGAAACCGUUGACUAGUUACCAAUACUAGAGCCUGUACAGGUGACCCUGCCAACAGGCAGCCUAUGGCCAAGAGAUGGGAAUUUGGAAGCACCUGCUCCUGUUUCUGGGGUCAACAAUUUCAAAGGAGUCUUCUGAGACAUAGUGACAGAGACACCAGAGCGAGUGUGUGCCCACUGGGACAUUCCUCCAGCUUCACACAGCCUAGCAAGGCUCCUAGUCAGCUUGAUAGGAUGUGUGGGGUGGACGUGGACCUGGAUGAGGGGGGCUCAGGUGACGAGGAGAAGGAGCAGGAGUUCUGGGUGGGGGAGGGGGUGAAGAUGCUGCCCCCUCCCCCGGCCCACAGCGAGGGCAGCGUGUGGGGCAGCCGCCGGGGCAGGUGUGGCUGUGUGGCGUGCGGGGCGGGGCUGCUGUUGUGGAACGUGGGCGUGGCCCUGGUGUGUGUCCUGGUCCUGGUGGCCGUGUUCACUCUGGUCCUGCUGCCCGCCUCGCUGCUGCUCUAUGUGGGCUUCCUCUGCCACUCACGGGUCCUAGUCUCCCCCUCUCCUAUCUGCCGUUACCUCGACGACAACAGCUGUUCUGCCCUAAUUAUCCUGGGCUUCGUGAUGAUGUCACCGCUGGUGGUGGUGGCGGCAGCCAUCUUCUGUGGGCUGCUCCGGAGGCUGCGACUCCUCCUGCUGUUUCUGCCAAUCACAUGUGCCUGGUACCAUGGACAGGGCUUGGACUGGGGAGGCGACGUCCGUGCCUGGGUCUGAUUGGACCAACGUGCUAAUAAACCUGUUGUCAAAAAGUUAAAUAGGUCAACGGUCAAGAGAGAAUCCAGUCCUGGAGAAUCGCUGUGUCACCUAAUGUAUUUAGUGUCCUAUUAAACUGUAGUGAAUGUCAUACAAUCAAGUGGAUACAACGUGAACCAGUCCAAUUAUUUAAAAACCGAGCUUGACAUGUGUAAAAGGCAGUGGUUAGGGGAGUAUUGCUAGUCAGAGAGGAGACAGUGGAGGUAAUGGUGGGAUAUGCUAGCAGUUGUUCUCUGUGGAUUUGUACUGGUUAUGUAUAGUUAUAUUUUUCUGUUAUCAAUUAUCUGUUAACUUAUAUGGUUGUGAACAUGAUGUAGCAGAAAAACGAAACAGUAUUGUAUAAACUGUCACUCAAAUGUCUAGAAUGGAAGGAAAAUAUGUUUACAAACUUACUUCUUUUGACAGAUGUUGUUCAUUCUAUUGAUUUCAUUAUUUUCACCAUCUGGGUUAAAGGGCAAUUCUGCCACUUGUCAACCUCAUAUUCAUUAUCUUCAGCACCGAACCAGUGUCUAAAUUCAAUCAAAUAAAAUUGUAUUGGUUGCAUACACAUAUUUAGCAGAUAUUAUUGCGGGUGUAGCGAAAUGCUUGUGUUCCUAGCUCCAACAGUGCCGUAA
Molecule: messenger RNA, 1837 nt
Organism: Coregonus clupeaformis (lake whitefish)
Lineage: Eukaryota; Metazoa; Chordata; Actinopteri; Salmoniformes; Salmonidae
Product: transmembrane protein 88B
Exons: 6
Coding region: 495-1184 (229 amino acids)
Cellular component (GO): plasma membrane
Molecular function (GO): PDZ domain binding
Source: RefSeq, a predicted model, not a curated record